UUGUUUCCCUCUCUCUCGUCAUCAUCGUAAAACUAACAAAACCAGAAAACGAAUGCUCAAAACCCAAAAAAGGAAAAAAAAUAAUUCUCUCAGAAAAGGAAAGAAAAAAAAGAACCAUUCAAACUCGUUACAGUCGGAGGAAUUGCAGUUAUGGAGGUAGCUGACGUCGCAAUCCGAAUACCAGACACGGUGCCGGUGCCGGUGUCAUGUUCUUCAAGCAAUAUCGGCUCUUGCGAGAAAAGAAAUAUUGAAUUGCCAGAUCUGGAGGAUGAGAGCAUUGAAGAUGAAACAUCCACGCAUUUCAGCAGCAGAGAAAGGAGAGAAACGAUGACGUCGGCAGAAGCAGAAGACAUGGAUUCAAGGUGGACGCCAUCAGAGCGGAGAUCAACGGUGGUGAAGAUGCCAACCGAAUAUGUACUGGAAGAAUUCUUCUCUGUUGCCGAGGAAAAACUUCAGAAUCACUUUGCUGAAAAGUACAACUACGACAUUUUCAAGGAUGAACCAUUGGAAGGGCGCUACGAAUGGAUUCGAUUAAAGCCAUGAAGAAAAUCCAACUCACGCCAUCUCAGUUAGAAAAAUCUAUAAAAAAAAAUCUAAAAUUGCUAAUAUAAAAAUCCUGUUGGAAUAUAAUAAUGGGUGGGUUUGUGGAAAUCCGGAGCCACCAAAAUUUGUCAGUUUCAACUGCUAGAAUGUCUGCUGCUUCUUCCUCAUCUCUGGUAUGCUCACUGCUUCUCUUUAUUAGUCAGUUGUAAUAAUU
This is a messenger RNA of Hibiscus syriacus, 757 nucleotides long. Its product is annotated as cyclin-dependent kinase inhibitor 7-like. Gene Ontology annotation, cellular component: nucleus. Bases 151 to 543 code for a protein of 130 amino acids. The record is from RefSeq and is a predicted model, not a curated record. The transcript is spliced from 4 exons. Gene Ontology annotation, biological process: negative regulation of cyclin-dependent protein serine/threonine kinase activity. Lineage: Eukaryota; Viridiplantae; Streptophyta; Magnoliopsida; Malvales; Malvaceae. Gene Ontology annotation, molecular function: cyclin-dependent protein serine/threonine kinase inhibitor activity.